AUGCCCGCGAUACAACAUCGACGCUCCCGUGCGGGCUGCCACCGCUGCCGGCAACAGCACAAGCGCUGCGACCAGCACAAGCCGGCGUGCGUGCGGUGCCAACAGGCGGGCAGUGCGUGCAGCUAUGCGCUCAACAUUCAAUGGGGCGGCCGGGCGUUUCCCAAGAUGAUGGGCAGCUAUGCCGGCCGGGUCCAGCGGCUGAGCAAUGGCGGCAGCAGCGGUGCGCUGGACAUGGACGGGCCUGGGGACGGGCGUGGUGGCUUCGUCUACAUUGCGCAGCCGUCACCGCCCGCGCCGGCAGCACGCCCACGGCCCGACCGGCCCCGGCGGCCGAGACGAGACGAGCAGCCGCGUCCCAGGGCCAGAACACCGUCAGCACCACCCGAUGCAAUGGAAGACACUCCUGCGUGCGCCCCAAACGACGUCACGACCGUAUCGCGACGGCCGACGUCAGUCUUGUUGGCCCCCCAGAUCGACAUGCCCGAGCUCUCGCCCGCCAGCCUCUCCCCCAUGCACCGGUUCCUGUUCCACCACUACAUGCACGAGACCAUUCGGCUCACGGCGCCAAGCGACUAUGCGCGCACGGAAAUCUGCCGCCUCGUCGUGCCCAUGUCGUUCCGCCACCCGUGCCUGCUGUACGCCGUCCUCGCGUUUGGUGCACGGCACGUCCACGCGCUGGGCGGCUUCCCGGUAGGCGUGCCGGGCGACCGCUUGAUUAUGGAGCUCGAGGACGAGAGCAUGCGGCACCUGCGGCAGCAGCUGUCCGACGGCCCGCACCUGCACCAGCAUGCUUCGGUGGCGCUGGCCACCACCCGGACGCUCUGCCAGUCCCAAAUCUUUGCCACGGGCCACGCCUGGCGGACGCACUUGGAGGGGGCACGAGCGAUUCUGCAAGCGGUGGGCGACGCGCAAAAGACAGCACGACACACAAAAUUGUCGUCGUCGUCGCCGUCGUCGUCGUCGUCGUCAGAAUCCGAGCUGGAAGUGUUUUUGGCCAGCUGGUACGACAACGUGGAGGCACAGGCGGCACUGACACCGCUCGGCCUGCGUCGAGGCCAGCUGGAGAUGGCGCAUACGCGACGGAACAGCGUCCGACCGCGGACGACGAACAGCGAGGACGUCUACUUUGACGUGUUUGGCGGCGUGGCCUCGGACGUGCCGGACCUGAUACGCGAGGUGGGCGCGCUGGUCAUGGAGAAGCGGCGCUCCAUGCGGGGGGGCAGCGAGAGACGGGUGGUUGACGAUGAGCAGCAGCAGGACGACGACCAAAAUGACUGUAUUCUGUCUGCUGACGACAACCAAAACGACUGUAUUCUGUCUGCGGACGACAUUGCCCGCGAGGCCGACGCGCUCGUCCGCGCCAUCCACGCCCGUCUCCAACGGGACGCCGUUGGCAACACCCUGCGGCGCCUGCAAAGCGACGACCGCGUGGCCCGCUCGCUGCCUCGCGAUGCCAUGCACGACUACGCCCUGAGCAACGCGGGGUUCUUGCACACGGCCUUGCUGUACAUUCACGGUGCCGUGCAGGGCCUGCCGCCGACGGCGCCGUGCAUCCAGCACUCGGUGCAGCAGAUCCUCUGGGCCUCGGACAACAUGCGGUCGCCGUCGGCACCGCUGUCCCCGCGUGUGCUCAUGGCCACGCCUCUCUUCUCGGCCGGGCUGUGGGCCCUGCCUGACGCCCAAAUCGCGAUCCAACGGUCGUUUGCCGCCAUGGGCAUGUGGAUGCGGACGCCGCACAAUCGGCGGUCUGCGGCACUCCUGGCAUACGUGUGGAGCAAGACAGCAGCGAGCCCGGAGGCAUACCACGAUGUGCUGACAUACUUGGGUACGUGGAGUCCGGUUCUCCGCUCAGAUGUUCAGAGACGGUGUUUAUGA
Messenger RNA from Sporothrix schenckii 1099-18, 1875 nucleotides. RefSeq lists its product as uncharacterized. Gene Ontology annotation, cellular component: nucleus. The coding region runs from base 1 to 1875 and encodes 624 amino acids. Gene Ontology annotation, molecular function: zinc ion binding; DNA-binding transcription factor activity, RNA polymerase II-specific; transcription cis-regulatory region binding. The transcript has a single exon. Lineage: Eukaryota; Fungi; Ascomycota; Sordariomycetes; Ophiostomatales; Ophiostomataceae. The record is from RefSeq and is a predicted model, not a curated record. Gene Ontology annotation, biological process: positive regulation of transcription by RNA polymerase II.